AUGGCCUUCCCACCAGCAAAGAAACCCACUAGCCUCCUAGGAUUCCACCGCAUCCUCUCACCCACCGCCGGCGUCCGCGUAUCACCAUUAUGUCUAGGCGCCAUGAACUUCGGCGAAGCCUGGAAGUCCUUCUUAGGCGAAUGUAGCAAGGAGACCUCUUUUGCCAUGCUAGAUUACUUCUACGAACAAGGCGGCAACUUCAUUGACACAGCCAAUAACUACCAAGGCGAGGAGAGUGAAACUUGGAUCGGCGAGUGGAUGGCAUCUAAGGGGAAUCGCGAUGAGAUGGUCAUCGCCACCAAGUUCACGACUGGCUUUCGACCACAAGCUGCACCGGAGAAGCUGAAGACGAACUUUCAGGGCAAUCACGCCAAAUCCUUGCGAGUGUCGCUGGAGCAUAGUCUGAAGAAAUUACAGUCGAGUUAUGUGGAUUUGCUUUACUUACACUGGUGGGACUUCACUACUUCUGUUCCGGAGCUAAUGAAUAGUCUGCAUCAUCUUGUGGCGAGUGGUAAGGUGCUGUACCUGGGUAUAAGUGACACACCAGCAUGGCAGGUAGUAAAGUGCAACGAAUACGCUCGCCACCACGGCCUCACCCAAUUCUCUGUCUAUCAAGGCCACUGGUCUUGCGCUUUCCGUGAUUUCGAGCGCGAGAUCAUUCCCAUGUGUGAGGCUGAAAACAUGGGCAUCGCGCCAUGGGGUGCCCUAGGCCGUGGCAUGCUCAAGUCCUCGACCGAGUACAACGCCGAGGAUCGUGAUGGCCGGAAGAUGGGACCCCAGAACCCGAAGUACGAACGUAUGGCUGUCAAACUCCAGGAAUUGGCGGACAAGAAGAAUACGCUUGUAACGAGUAUAGCUUUGGCGUACGUUAUGCACAAGGCUCCUUACGUCUUCCCAAUCGUGGGAGGUAGGAAAGUGGAGCAUUUGAAGGGCAAUAUCGAGGCCCUGGCCAUAGAGUUGACCACCGAGGAAAUCGACGAGAUUGAUGAUUCGGAGGAAUUUGAUGUCGGGUUCCCGAUGAGUUUCUUGUACGGGUUCGGCGGGAAGACUUAUAGGACUAGGUAUACCGCGCAGGAUUUGGGCCUCAUCGCGGCAAAUGGAUAUAUCGAGACGCAUCCCAAGCAGAUGCCUAUUCCACCCGGCACUGGUGCCAAACGUCAUGGUCUCGAAGGACAGUAG
Messenger RNA from Recurvomyces mirabilis, 1179 nucleotides. RefSeq lists its product as uncharacterized. Bases 1 to 1179 code for a protein of 392 amino acids. NCBI's taxonomy places the organism in Eukaryota, Fungi, Ascomycota, Dothideomycetes, Mycosphaerellales, Teratosphaeriaceae. The record is from RefSeq and is a predicted model, not a curated record. The transcript is spliced from 3 exons.